Pseudogymnoascus verrucosus is the source of this 3034-nucleotide messenger RNA. Its product is annotated as isoleucine-tRNA ligase. Gene Ontology annotation, cellular component: cytosol. Bases 64 to 2928 code for a protein of 954 amino acids. NCBI's taxonomy places the organism in Eukaryota, Fungi, Ascomycota, Leotiomycetes, Thelebolales, Thelebolaceae. Gene Ontology annotation, biological process: isoleucyl-tRNA aminoacylation. The transcript has 3 exons. The record is from RefSeq and is a predicted model, not a curated record. Gene Ontology annotation, molecular function: tRNA binding; ATP binding; isoleucine-tRNA ligase activity.
CCGCGAACCGCGCCGCGGACCCAAAAAGUUCAAGCUCAACCCCAAAGCCAUGGGCCAGUGCCAAUGAUGAGGGUGCCCUCAGCUAAAUCCUGGUCUUCAACAAUCAGAUUGCCCAAGUCCACAUUCCCCCCUCGAACGAAGCCGGCCGACCAAGCUAAAUAUCUCCAACGAUGCACCGAUGACCUGUACGCCUGGCAGGCGAAGGUUCGCGCCCAGCAGAAGCCGUUUGUGCUUCAUGAUGGGCCACCAUAUGCCAAUGGCAGCCUCCACGCUGGCCACUCCGUGAACAAGAUCCUGAAAGAUCUUAUUUGCCGAACAGAGCUCCAGCAAGGUCGCAAGGUACAAUUCGUGCCGGGCUGGGAUUGCCACGGCCUCCCGAUCGAAAUCAAAGCCCUCGAACAAGUCCGCGCGAAGAGCGAAGAUAGAGAGGUAAACCUCGACCCCAUAGGCAUCCGACGCGCCGCGCGGAAUCUUGCACGGAAAACAGUGAAGGAGCAGAAGAAGGGGUUUAGGGAGUGGGGUAUAAUGGCAGACUGGGAGAAUCCCUGGGUCACGAUGGAUAAGGAGUUUGAACUGAAGCAGCUGGAGGUGUUUUUGGAGAUGACGAGGCAGGGACUGAUUUUUAGGCGGUAUAAGCCUGUUUAUUGGUCGCCGUCUUCGAAGAGCGCGUUGGCGGAGGCGGAGUUGGAGUAUAAUGAGGCCCAUGAGUCGAUAACGGCCUAUAUCAAGUUCCAGGUUGUGGCGGUGCCGGAGGCGUUGAAGGCUCGGGGGGUGGAUACUGAGCGCCUACAUGCUGUCAUAUGGACUACUACGCCGUGGACUCUACCCGCGAACAAAGCAAUUGCCGUCAGCCCUGACCUCGAGUAUACAGUGGUGGAAGUCGGCAGUGAACAACUGCUGAUUGCCAAGUCACGCCUCGAGCAUGUUGCGGCGAAAUGCGCAUUCCCCGAGUCGUUCAAGGUGGUUGUCGAAUCGAUUAAAGGCUCUGAACUCGAGGGACUGACAUAUGUCAAUGCCCUCCAUGGCGAAAAUGCUCCAAUCCAGCCCUUGAUAUUCGCAGACUACGUGUCGGAUGCGAGUGGAUCGGGUCUUGUUCACACUGCUCCCGGCCAUGGAAUGGAAGAUUACGACGUGUGCACAAAGUUGGGGAUCGAGGCUUCCGCGCCCGUGGAUGAUGCCGGCUGCUUCACGGACGAGGCAUUACCUCACAAUCCGUCCGCGCUGGCCGGAAAAUCUGUUCUUGGCGGCGGCAAUGAAGCUGUGCUCGCGCUUUUGGGAUUCCAAGUCCUUGGGGUUCAUAAGCACGAGCACAAAUACCCCUACGAUUGGCGCACGAAGCUUCCUGUGAUAGUCCGUGCGACUGAGCAGUGGUUUGCGGAUGUAGGCAGUAUCAAGGAUAAAGCGCUGAAAAGCCUUGACAAUGUCAAGUUUAUCCCGGAGAACAGCCGUUCGAGGCUAGAGAGCUUUAUCAAGGGGAGGAGCGAGUGGUGUAUUUCCCGGCAACGAGCUUGGGGUGUUCCCAUCCCUGCUCUGUACGACGAAAGUGGCAAGGCUAUUUUAACGCAGGAGAGUGUGUCACAUAUUAUCUCGGUAAUCCAGGAAAGGGGCAUCGACUCAUGGUGGACGGAUGCUCAAGAUGAUGUAUCAUGGGUUCCCCCUAGUCUCCGCGGCCAAGGUACCCUAAAACGGGGUACAGACACCAUGGAUGUGUGGUUUGACAGCGGAAGCAGUUGGACUCAAACCGAGGGGCCUGCAGACGUAUACAGCGAGGGAACAGACCAGCAUAGAGGGUGGUUCCAAUCGAGUCUUUUGACGCACAUAAGCGCAUCCGGACUGGACUCGGCUCCCUUUAAGACAUUGGUCAGCCACGGUUUCACGAUCGAUGAGCAUGGCAAGAAGAUGUCCAAGUCUAUUGGCAACGUUAUUUCUCCCGAAGAGAUCAUGAAUGGAACCUUACUGCCACCGAUAAAGCGUAAGGGAAAGGCGACUGGCCCACCGGCAUACGAUGGUCUCGGAGCUGAUGCAUUGAGGCUCUGGGUCGCGAGCAGUGACUACACGCAUGAUGUUGCACUUCGCCAGCCGGUUUUCAAGGCUAUCAACUCGACCUUACUGAAGUACCGCACAACCCUCAAAAUGCUCCUGGGCUCAAUGAGGGAGAGCAGCGAAAAAGUGCAGUUGACGAAGUUGGAUACUAUUGCAUUGUACCAGCUGCAGCAAACUCAGAUUGGCUUCAAUGAAGCGUGUCGGGCGUACAAUUUCCACAAGGCUGUCAGCAUUUUGAAUCGCUGGAUUAAUACGGAUCUAUCGUCGUUCUACUUGGAGGCUAUCAAAGAUCGCUUGUACUGUGGAAAUGGAGGCGGUGUGCUCUACCCCAUCUUCAUGGGACUUAUGCAUAUGCUUGGUCCCAUUACACCGGCUCUAGUCGAGGAAUCAUGGGAGCAUAGGCCGCAGUGGAUGAAGGACAGUACUUCUUCUGUACACCCCCUUCAACGCAGCACCGAGGAGCUACGUCUUCUCACCUACAAGUUCCCCGCAAGUCUGCCAACAGAUAUCUCACAUCUGAUGGCCGCCAACGCCGCCAUCAAGACUGCUCAAGAAGAGGCCCGAACCGAAAAACUCGUUGGGUCAUCUCUCCAAUCUUCUGUUAUCCUGACCCUACCCAAAGAAUCACAAGAUUUGUUCCAGAACUACGCCGACGAGCUCCAAGAAAUCUUCGUCGUCUCAUCUGUCGAGUUUGGCUCUGGAGAAGAGCGUGUGGCUGAGUGGAAAUUCAAGGCUGAAUUCGAAGUCCCAGGUGGGAAGGGAAUUGCAUGGGUUCUCCCUCCAAAGGAGGCGAAGUGUCCUAGGUGCUGGAAAUACGUGGCUCCUACUGAGGAUGACUUAUGUGGGAGGUGUGCUGAGGUCGUUGAGGUUACGCCGUCGUCGUGAAGAAGCGGGUGAAGUGGUGAUGCUGGCUCUCUACUACUUGUAUUGUAUGUAAAAACAGAAUUGCAUUGUAUAAUACAUAGAGGAAUAAAUGUUCAUAUAUCUGGUU